This is a messenger RNA of Eimeria necatrix, 219 nucleotides long. RefSeq lists its product as hypothetical. The transcript is spliced from 2 exons. NCBI's taxonomy places the organism in Eukaryota, Apicomplexa, Conoidasida, Eucoccidiorida, Eimeriidae. The record is from RefSeq and is a predicted model, not a curated record. The coding region runs from base 1 to 219 and encodes 72 amino acids.
AUGAAUGCCUUUCUCUUUAUUUUCGUGUCAAAGAAGGAGAUUCCAGCGGCUGAAGGAGCUGAGAGGCUCCCGCGCGUCGCCAGGCGAACUUGGGCUGAAUUGGCCGCGUGCUGGCGGGUCUUCUUCGCCCGCAGCAGCAGCCUGCAGCAGCAGCAGCAGCAGCAGCAGCAGCAGCACAACGGCGACCCGCCGUUUCGCCGCUGCUUCCUCGGCAACUAG